This is a messenger RNA of Hypanus sabinus (Atlantic stingray), 3517 nucleotides long. RefSeq lists its product as uncharacterized. The transcript has 2 exons. NCBI's taxonomy places the organism in Eukaryota, Metazoa, Chordata, Chondrichthyes, Myliobatiformes, Dasyatidae. The coding region runs from base 1353 to 2357 and encodes 334 amino acids. The record is from RefSeq and is a predicted model, not a curated record.
ACAAGUGUCUGUACAUAGGGCAGCUGAAAGUAAAUGAUGAAGUAUUGGUGGCUGGGUGUAGGUGUGUAAGCCUUACUGCUUAGGAAAAGUUACUGGUUUUGAGUCCAGCGGUUCUGGCUUGGCUCCUCUCUGAUGGAUGUGGGGGCAAACAGUCCAGAGCAGGAUGGGUGCAGACUUUCAUAAGCAGCCACGGAAAAGAGUCGACAGUCGUCAUGACUUGACAAAGGGUCUCAGCCUGAAACAUCAACUCCUCACUCCUCUACUUAGACGCUGCUUGACCUGCUGAGUUCCUCCAGCAUCUACAGAAUCUCUUGUGUUUACGGGUCCCAGCUCCCCUAGGCUGGCGAGGCCAGAGGUGACCGGGGUAGCACUUAAGGAAAUAGUUUUGCAGGAUACACAGACCUAACUCCUCAGUUACCAAUGAUCAGAGGAUACUUGCUCAAUGUUUCAGGAACAGGGCCUUCCCCUCUGCCAUCAGAUAUCUGAAUGGUCCACGAACCCAUGAUCACUACCUCAGUAUUUUCUUCCUCUCUUUUAGCACUACUUAUUGUAUAUUUUGUUUUGAUUUGUAUUUUAUUAUGCAUUGCAAUGUUCUACUACCGCAAAAGAACACAUGCCAGUGAAGUUAAACCGAAUUUGAAGGUGCAGGAACCUAAGAAGCCAUUGUGGGCAGCCCAGAAUGUGAAGGGCACAUCUCCACCCACCAUCUACAUCAAAUGCUGCCUCAGGAGACAACACCCAUCCUGAAAGAUCCCCACUAUCCCGACCACGCCGCCUUCUCCAUCGGGCAGGAGGGUACAGAAGCCUGGAGUCCCACACAACCAAGUUCAGGAACCGCUACUUCACUUCAAACAUUCAGUUCCUGAACCACUCACACAACCUUAAUCACCGCCUCAGUACAGCAACACUGUGACCGACUUCCACUGCAAUGGACUGUCAUUGUUACUCUCUGUUCUUGACUUCGCGACGGCAGUCCCAAGCCCGGCUGCGAAACACCAUCCGGUACACGAACGCCAAAACACCCCAACCCUGGGAGAAUCUGAAAGACUGACCCAGGAUAGAGGGCCCCGGCGAGUUGCUGUCGUUGGCCUAUGCCGCGGGGGUUAUGGGUUUAAAAACAUCGCCUUCUUGUAUUAUUUAUGCUUUUUUUGUGAAUCCUACUUAUCUGAAAGUUUUUGUUCUGAGUGUUCUUCCUUGUAGUACUAAUAUUGUUAACGAAUUUUCGUGUGUCUGUGAUGCUGCUGCGAGUAUUGUGACUUCACCUGUGCGUCUGAUAAUGAACUAAAGUUAGAUGCUAGUUCCUGAAUCCCCCCAACUCUGUGUGUUCGCUCCUAGAGAAUUUUAUACACCGCAUGCAGUUCACCCUUCAGUACGUUCCGAUGAACAAAGUCCCUAGCCUCUCCCGAGAACGCAGCCCCCCUAAUCCUGAUAAAUUCCUCGUAAAUCUUUCCAGCUUGGCGGAACCUUUCCGAUCGGAGGGCGACCAUCUGUCGAUGCCCCCUGCCCCCCUCCUAGGAACCACCCGAGCCUCUCGCCCGAAGCUAAACCUUCCCAAUCCUACACCGGGCACAUCUGCGGGACAAUCUGAAGACGUUUUCGGGUCCUAUUCAAAGAGCAGGUUUGCCUCGGCAGGGGACGCGCAUUUUGGAGUUAAUUGGACUUUUUUUCCCUUGGUUGGGCUCAGUCCCAGCUCAUCCCGACUCCCAAGCUCCGCAACGCUGGCCGGCGGUAUUUUACACCCCGCGCCGUGUAACGAAAGGCGGACGAGUUGCCCCUUUCCCACCUCAAACUCACCCACAGAGAGUAACAGCAUCAUGGCGGCCAGGGUUAAUCCCAGCCCUGGUUCCAGCGGACGUCCCCUCAUUCUUGGGGGGCAAACUCUCAACCAACUUGCGGGUCCGGCAGCCGGACUCCCUGCAUCAUCACUUGGGUCAGUUGUUACUCCGAUCCUCUCUCGCUCGCUGUCUCACAGUCUGACUGGUCACAGUUGGCGGAUCCUCCCUCCCUCCCCAAUCCUUUAUUGUUUACCCUUCAAAGUCGCAGACACUGAUAUAUGUGAGAGCGGCGUGGGGCUGGUAGGGGUGUAUUGCGCGUUGCAAAUCACUGAAGCCCGUUACCAUUCGGAAGCUGGUUGGGAUGGGACCGAGGAGGCAAUUAACUCGAUGCCGCUUAACAACCUCCCGUGGAGCCUUUUAAUAAGGCAGGCGCUCGGGUCAGAGAUCAGGCAGCUUAUUCCGCUGGGGAGAGCGGAGCUUCGCGCUCCUGCCCCAGGGCUCAGCGCCCUGCACACGCCGGUCUCCUACUGGAGUUGGUUUAUUAUUGUCACAUGUCCCGAUACAGUGAAAAGUUUGUAUUAAACAGACCAAUUCGCCACACAGUGCAGAGCUAGAACAAUGUAGAAUGCAGGAUAAAGUGUAACUGACCCGAAAUGUCAACUCUUUUCAUCCUCUCCAUAGAUUCGGCUUGGCCUGCGGAGUCCCUCCAGCAGUUCGUGCUUGUUACUAUGAAAACUACCAAGAGUGCAAGAUCAUAAAGGAGAGAACGCAGUGCAGGCAGGUGCAAGGGCCACAUCGCGGUAGAGAUCCCCGCUGACUCAACACUGGCUGGUACUCAGAAGACGGUACCCAUCAUCAGAGAUCUCCACCAUCUUUGCUCAUUGCUACCAUUGGACAGACACCCUAAAUGACUAGGUUGAGGAACAGCUACUUUCUUUCAACCAUCAAGUUCUUAAACUGACCAUAACAAACCCUAACCUUACCUCAGCAACAGAACACCACAGACCCACACUUGGCCUACCAUGAAGUCGUCUCCAAUUGGGCCUUUCUUUUGCACUAAUGUCCUGUUUUUGCACAGGUUUUUCUAUCCCCUCUCUCCCCGUCUUGCUUAAUCCAUACACAAUCUAUAUUCAAAGUAACUUAAUGACAUUAAGAUGACUUAAUGGCACCAUUUCAUUACAGACCCACAAGCAGGACAUGACCAUCAAAGGAGGUGGUACAGGAGGCACACACUCAAUGUUUAAGGAACAGCUUCUUCCUCUCUACCAUCAGAGUUCUGAAUGGACAAUGAACCCAUAACCCAUGAAGUUCCCUACACGGGUGCAGACACACAGCCCUGAGACAGCAGGCAAGGUAACUUAAUUCCAAACAAUUGGUUUAGUAAUAACUACAGAAUGUCUCUUGUGCUUCCUGCUCUCUCCCCCUUCCCACUCUCUAUCCACAAUACAGACCCAUAUCAAAAUCAGGUUUAUCAUCACUUAAAAGUCAUGAAAUUUGUUUUUUUUUGCUGCAGCCAUACAGUGUAAUACAUAAAAUGACUACAGCACAAAAGUCUUAGGCAUCCUAGCUACAUGUGCCCAAGACCUUUGCACAGUACUACAUAUCCUAGUUCUUAUUGCAAUGUACUGCUGGCACAGAACAGCAAAUUUCAAGACAUAUGCCAGUGAUAUUAAACCCGAUCCUGAUACUGUUGAGUCUGUGAUGUUGCUGCCAGAAUCGGGACAAGAACAGCACCCCAGCUU